Cooperia oncophora is the source of this 789-nucleotide messenger RNA. The record is from the annotation of a GenBank genome assembly. Lineage: Eukaryota; Metazoa; Nematoda; Chromadorea; Rhabditida; Trichostrongylidae.
AUGCUUACCCUCAUGGCCGCCGACUUUGCCAGCGAGGAUACAAGUAUUUCUGAAUCAACGGUUAGCGCAAUGGAAGGAUACUACGAGCAGUUACGUGAGAUGUACACAGAAUACGUCCAGGAAAGGGAGUUUCGUUGGUUAGAGCUGUACACUCGUCUUUCUGAGUUGUGGGAUACUUGUCACGUGGCCGACAUCGAGCGUCUGAUACCGCCGUCUUACAAUCCAGAGAAGCACACUGACAAAGAUUUCGACAAGAUUUCAACGGAGAUUUCUCGUCUUGAGAGCCUUUAUGCAGCACGAAAAGAUGUAUUUGACGUGUUGACGGCAUGGAAAGAGAAGUGGGCUGAGAAACUCGCUUUAGAGGAGAAGAAGAAAAAUCCUGAGUAUUUCCAAAACCGAGGCAGGGAGAAUAACGUGUAUCUUGAUGCUAAGAUUGAGCGAACGCUUAACGACUACACGAUUCCGAAACUUAUGAAGACGCUUAUCAACACUUACGAGGAAUAUCGCAAGUCUCACCCCAAUGAUGAAAUUAGGCAUGUUCAGAUGCAACGAAUGGUUUCAACGAGCGCUUUGAGAACACCACAGUCAGGUCGAGUAAAGUUGUUGCAAAGACCAGUUAGUUCCUCGAAGAUAGAACCACUGCGAAAGCGUCUCCGAUAUGAUUCCACUCUCAGCACGAUAUGCAUGAACACAACGUCAGCAUCCAUCACUAGCGUCAUUACACCAACCAAGCGACGGAUGGUUUGUUCUAAGACACCAUUUAACUGUGAUUCUUUUAAGGAAUCCUGA